This is a messenger RNA of Staurois parvus, 417 nucleotides long. Lineage: Eukaryota; Metazoa; Chordata; Amphibia; Anura; Ranidae. The record is from the annotation of a GenBank genome assembly.
AGAUGUCGGCUCGGUCAUGUGAUCAGCUGUGUCCAAUCACAGCUGAUCACAUGGGACAUGUACAUUGAUCAUCAGGGCACUGAUGAUCAGUGUGCCCUGAUGAUCAGUGUAGCCCCAGCAGUGCCACCUGUCAGUGUCCAUCAGUGCCAGCUGUCAGUGCUCCUCAGUGCCACGUGCCAGUGCCCAUCAAUGACACAUAUCAGUGCCUAUCAGUGCACAUCAAUGCCACAUAUCAGUGCCCAUCUGAGCUGCCUUUGAGUGUCACCCAUCAGUGCCAGUCAGUGCCACAUACCAAUGCCAACCAGUGCCACCUAUCAGUGCUGCCAAUCAGUGCCACCUAUCAGUGCCAGUCAGUGGUGCCUAUCAGUGCACAUCAGUGCCGCCUAUUAGUGCCCGUCAAUGCCACCUAUCAGUGCC